AACGAUAAGAAAAAGAGAGUUCAGUGACUAUUUCUGUCUGCCUUUCUUCGUUAGCAUCGGCACUGUACAAAGCUUUCAGAAUCAAUAUUUCAGUCACUUCUGUUCCACCACCACCACCACCACAAGGAUUCUCCUUUUCUUCACUUUCACAUGGCUGCCUGUGGUUUUGGGACUUCAGGCCUUAAAGUUGCGAACUUGGAUUUGGGUUCUGUUAGACCCAAAUUCAGCACUUUGCAGGCUUUGCAUGGUUUGAGGACUCAAAAGAUUGUUCAGUUUGAUGGUUUGCUGUUGUCAAUUAGAUCAAAGAAUACAAGAAUUGAGUGCCUAAGUUCGAAUUCUGAAGCUGAUCCAAAAGCCAGUACCAAUUUGGAGGACAAUUCAGAAGAGACUGUGUCCUCAGAUGCGCUAAGCACACUUAUCCCAAAUUCAUUUGAGGUAGAAUCUCUUCUGACGGUGCUUUGUGACACUACAUCCAUUGCGGAGUUUGAACUAAAACUCAGUGGAUUCCGGUUACAUGUGACAAGAAACUUGGCUGAGCAAAGUGUACCUCCAGAAGCUCCAUAUCUUGCUCCAGUUACCGCUCAUUCGGUUGCUGAGACUCCUCAUUCCGAUGACUCAGCCUCUUCGCCAUCUUUAGCCCUCAGCAAACGAGUACCUUCCUCAGGUGGACUUCAGCCACUGCUCGACAAAGCAGCCGAUCAAGGUUUGAAGAUACUGCAAUCUCCAAGGGUUGGAUAUUUUAGGAGAUCUCGUACCAUUAAGGGGAAGCGGGCUCCUCCAUCUUGCAAAGAGAAAGACAUAGUAAAGGAGGGCCAGGUGCUCUGUUACAUUGAACAGCUAGGUGGUGAAAGCCCCAUUGAGUCCGACGUUUCUGGAGAGGUGGUUAAGAUACUUAGAGAAGAUGGCGAUCCUGUUGGAUACGGUGACGCUCUUAUCGCAAUCCUGCCUUCCUUUCCUGGAAUAAUGAAGCUUAAGUAGAUUGUCCCAUGUAAGUUAUCAAGAUUCUAGGUUCCUGUCUUCUGUUAUGUUUUUGUAGCUUACUGUAUUCUUCAAUUUCUCUCUCUUUCUCUCUCUGUGUCUGGUGAGAAAGGAAAAUUGGAAAAUCUUAAGAAAUAUUGAACAAAUUGAUUGGCUCUAUGAAUAUUCAUAUGUUUUACCUUUGAAAGCAA
This is a messenger RNA of Sesamum indicum (sesame), 1169 nucleotides long. RefSeq lists its product as uncharacterized. Lineage: Eukaryota; Viridiplantae; Streptophyta; Magnoliopsida; Lamiales; Pedaliaceae. The record is from RefSeq and is a predicted model, not a curated record.